This is a messenger RNA of Nilaparvata lugens (brown planthopper), 1291 nucleotides long. Its product is annotated as zinc finger protein 512B-like. The record is from RefSeq and is a predicted model, not a curated record. NCBI's taxonomy places the organism in Eukaryota, Metazoa, Arthropoda, Insecta, Hemiptera, Delphacidae. Bases 149 to 751 code for a protein of 200 amino acids. The transcript is spliced from 3 exons.
GAAGGAGCUUAGUCUCCUAUAAAGAGGUGGCUCACCCGUGUAGGUCUUACAGUUCUCUUUCAUCCUUCAAUUGAAGCUCAUCGAGCUGUGUGAACGGUUUUUCUACUUUUUUGGUUUUGUUUACGGCUGUUUGAAGAGUCUGGUCAACAUGUACUACCAGAUCACCCUCUGCCUCCUCUUGGCCACCGCCUCUUUCGUGCGUUCCGCUCCCGCAGACGCCGACGAAUCGUCGCCGAAACAGAAACGUGGCAUCUACGGAUUCGGCUACGGUCUGGACCUCAGUCACGGAUGGGAUCUCGGAUACGGUCACGGAUUCGGUCUCGAUCACGGACUGUCACUAGAUCACGGACACGUGAAGACGGUGACCGUCACUAAGGAGGUGGCCGUACCUUAUCCCGUGCACGUUCCGUACGAGAAGCACGUGCCGUAUCCCGUCAAGGUCCCGGUCGCAGUGCCCGUCGAUAGGCCGGUCCCUGUCGCCGUUCCGAAACCGUAUCCAGUUGCCGUCGAGAAGCCCGUGCUCUACCCGGUUGACAAGCUGGUGCCUUACCCCGUCAAGGUUCCAGUGAAAGUACCAGUCGCCCACCCAGUGCCCGUGCCAUACCCCAAGCCGUUCCCCGUUCCAGUUGAGAAGCCAGUAGCCGUUCCAGUUCCUCACCCGGUCCUCAUUGAGAAACCAGUUCCUUUCGCCGUGAAACACGUGGAACACUUCGAACCUCAUGAAGCUCUUGGUUACCAUCACCACUUCUAGUCACCAAAUUGAUCAAAAUCAUCAAAAAUACUCGUUACCACAUACCAAAAAUACCUCCAAAUACUGGAACAGUGCCUUUUUAAUCCUCAGUAAGAGAAAAUAACUUGUAACUGCUAGAAGGUAAUGGCACUCAUAUCUGCUACUAAAACAGUGCAGUGAUAUUGGUGCCUGGUAACUGUUACUUAUAACUUAUAACUGCUACUCAUUACGCAUUCGAUAGCUGAUAUAGAUUGAGUUGUAGUAACUGAAAACAAUAUUGAAAACUGGUAACCGUUAUCAUUCAAUAACCGUUACCAGUAUUCAAAUUAUAAUAUCUUGGACAUGAAUAGCCCUACUUGAGCAUCAAAUACCAUGAUUACAAAAUGUCUAUGGUUUUUAUACUUCUAAGGAUAACUAGCAGAAAAUUAUAAAGUGAAAAGGUACUGUUCAUAGUAUUUAGUUACCAUUUAUCAUUUGUCAUCCUUCAUCUCAUUAUAGCUUUAAGACGACACUAUUUUGUUAUUGAUAGAAAAUAGUAAAAUAUUGUUUCUUUUGUAGAAA